CAUAGAGGCGUUCGAGCACUUCCGUGUUUAGCUCGGAGACAAAAGGGCAUUGAAGCCACUCUUGGCAGUUAGUUUGGUGUUUGGAAUCAUGGCGAGGUUGUUGAGGAGCAGUUUACGGAGUUACUUCACCACUCAGAUCCGCAUGGGCUCGGACCAGCUGGGUGAAUUGGGGAAAGGUGCAGGGAAAGGUGGAGGAGGUGGAGGCUCUAUCAGAGAAGCCGGUGGAGCCUUUGGGAAGAAAGAGGCAGCUGAAGAGGAGCGUUACUUCAGGCAGAAGGAGAAGGAGCAGUUGGCCGCUUUGAGACAGCACCACCAGGAUGAGAUCGAGCACCAUAAGAAAGAGAUUGAGCGCCUGCAGCGCGAGAUCGACCGUCACAAGGGCAAAAUCAGAAAACUCAAACAUGAUGACUGAGCUGGCCCCGGUGACAUGUUUGUGUGUGUUUCUACUCAAAGUGACGCCUGCUCCAAGAAGCAGCUCUUUACACUCUGUAAUCUCUUAGUGCAGUCACAAAUAAAGAUAAUAGGAUAUUUUCCAACUG
This is a messenger RNA of Ictalurus furcatus (blue catfish), 539 nucleotides long. It is a transcript of the gene atp5if1a, whose product is annotated as ATP synthase inhibitory factor subunit 1a. Gene Ontology annotation, cellular component: mitochondrion. Gene Ontology annotation, biological process: negative regulation of ATP-dependent activity. Gene Ontology annotation, molecular function: ATPase inhibitor activity. The record is from RefSeq and is a predicted model, not a curated record. The transcript has 3 exons. Lineage: Eukaryota; Metazoa; Chordata; Actinopteri; Siluriformes; Ictaluridae. Bases 89 to 412 code for a protein of 107 amino acids.